Messenger RNA from Nicotiana attenuata, 1079 nucleotides. RefSeq names its product protein LITTLE ZIPPER 1-like. NCBI's taxonomy places the organism in Eukaryota, Viridiplantae, Streptophyta, Magnoliopsida, Solanales, Solanaceae. The transcript is spliced from 2 exons. Bases 354 to 683 code for a protein of 109 amino acids. The record is from RefSeq and is a predicted model, not a curated record.
UUAAAUUUAGAACUCGUAAUUUUAAAAACACAUAAUAUGUUCAGGCAAUUAAAGUUCGAAUCCAUCAAAUUUAAAUUAUGAGUCCGCCAUUUUUAUUUACUCUAAUAUUAUGUUGAAACUGUAUGAUCAUCUCAUCUUUAUAUAUAGCGCGACACAUGAAAUUAAUGCUUAUGUACACUAAAUAACAAGAAGGUCCACCUAUUUAUAGGAUCUCAUUGCCUUCACAUUUCUCUCAAAUCUUCAUUUCAUUUCAUCAUUCCAAACUUCUUGUUUUUACUCUUCUCUCAAGUGAUUAAAACAAGAAGAAGAAAAAAGGAGAAGUAUAUAUAAGAAAACCAGAGAGAGAGAGAGAAAUGUGUAUCAGUUCUUCAGAAUGGAAUGCAUCACGUAUCCUUUACAUUUCUGGCCAGAAACAAAAACCAAAGCGCUCCAGAAUCCAAGUUCAUAGGAGGAAGAAAAGUGAGGAAAAGGCAGCUUGGAAGGAUAUGGAAUUGAGAAACCUGAAGCUGUACAUGGAGAACAUGAGCAUAUUAGAAGAAAAUGAGAAAUUAAAGAAGAAAGCCAAUCUCCUUCACCAAGAAAACCUUGCUUUAAUGUCUGAAUUUCAGAAGAAAUUUUCUCAAUUGGAUCGAGUUUCCACCACCCUUAAUCUGCUUCUUCUUCAUAAACAACCAUGUCAAUGAAGAAUCAGUGGCGGAGCUAGAACAUUAGCUACUGGUUAAUACGAAUCAAUAGCUUUUGCUUAGACUCUGUAACUAAGACGAGCUAUGAGUUUAACAUCAAGUUUAGAAUUCAUAAACUUCAGUUCUUGGCUCCGCCUCUAUAAUUAUAUGAAGAAAACCCUUGCUUCAUUUAUUGCAGCUUUUCUAGCUUAUGGCUUUGUCUCUCUGUCUCUCUUUCAAAAGUUCUGCUAAUAACAGCGGGGUAUUAUUACUUUUAGCCCGCCAGAAAUUAUUUGUAUUCAGUAGCUGAAAAAAUGCAAAUUUGUAUAACUUUUAUGUACAACACAUAGAAUGUAUGUAUAUAAAAAAAAAUAUACAUUUUUCGGCUAUUAUAUAUUUUGAGAGCGGAUUAUACAA